GUCUCAGUGUGGAGGCCGACCAGAUACAGGCUGUCCAUUUCUGGAGUGUACUGACUGAAGUGGAGAUAUGAACCUGCACGGGGUUCAACUCUUGCUGGCUUGGAUUCUCUGUGGACUGGCCGGUUCGGCCUUGUGCUCAGAAGACGAGACCAGGCUGGUGACACACCUGUUCAAAGGUUACAACAAGGUGGUCCGUCCUGUCAACCACUUCAGCGAGGCCGUGGUGGUCACGGUGGGACUGCAGUUGAUUCAGCUCAUCAGUGUGGAUGAAGUCAACCAGAUUGUGACCAGUAAUGUCCGCCUCAGACAGCAAUGGAUUGACGUGAACCUUCAGUGGAAUCCUGACGACUACGGCGGGAUCAGGAAGAUUCGAAUCCCUUCCACAGACAUAUGGAAGCCUGACUUGGUGCUUUACAACAACGCUGACGGUGACUUUGCCAUCAUCCAUGAAACUAAAGUCCUGCUAGAGCACACCGGAAAGAUCAUAUGGAACCCACCCGCCAUCUUUAAGAGUUACUGCGAAAUCAUCGUCCUGCAUUUCCCCUUUGACCUGCAGAACUGCAGCAUGAAGCUAGGAACAUGGACCUACGAUGGCCGGCUGGUCGUCAUCAACCCAGACAGUGACCGCCCAGACUUGAGUAACUUCAUGGAGUCAGGAGAAUGGGUGCUGAAGGACUACAGGAGCUGGAAACAUUGGGUCUACUACACCUGCUGCCCCGAAACGCCCUACCUGGACAUCACAUACCACUUCCUGAUGCUGCGACUGCCUCUCUACUUCAUCGUCAACGUCAUCAUCCCCUGCAUGCUCUUCUCCUUCCUCACUGGACUCGUGUUUUACCUGCCGACAGACUCAGGUGAAAAGAUGACACUGUCCAUCUCUGUCCUUCUUUCACUGACUGUCUUCCUGCUGGUCAUCGUGGAGCUCAUCCCGUCCACAUCCAGUGCCGUUCCUCUCAUCGGGAAGUACAUGCUUUUCACCAUGGUGUUCGUCAUCGCCUCAAUCAUCAUCACAGUCAUCGUCAUCAAUACACACCAUCGUUCGCCCAGCACACACACCAUGCCCAACUGGAUCCGCAAGGUGUUCAUCGAAACAAUCCCCAACAUGAUGUUCUUCUCCACCAUGAAGUGUCCAAGCCAGGAGGUUCGUCAGAAGAGGUUGUUCCCUACGGACAUGGACAUCUCUGACAUCUCAGGUAACCCCACCCCCACCAACGUCCCCUACCAGUCUCCCAUUAUCAAGAACCCUGAUGUCCGCAGCGCCAUCGAAGGCGUCAAAUACAUCGCUGAAACCAUGAAAUCGGACGAGGAGUCAAAUAACGCGGCCGAGGAGUGGAAGUUUGUCGCCAUGGUUUUGGACCACAUCCUGCUUUGCGUCUUCAUGGCCGUGUGCCUCAUCGGGACGCUCGCCGUCUUCGCAGGGAGACUCAUCGAGCUCAACACGCUGUGAAGGAACGUACACGUAUGACAAUGCCAGCCAGCAUUUUGAUUUGUGAGUUUAUUUGGUGGUCGUGAAACGCCGCACGGCUCAUACUUGAAACUAUUGUCUUUGAUGCGCCGUUGGACGUGAUGAUUGUUGUCUUCAUGUCAUGUAAAAUACAAAAAUAAUCAUGGAUAUUUCUUUCAUUUUUGCCUCAUCUCAAUGGAGAUGAAUUUUCAUUUGGGGUUUUCGUGUCAAUUUUAUACCGCUAGUUUGUUUAAUAACCUUUUUUUCAUCAAGCCAAAGCAAAUUAUUUCCUGUCUGGAAGUUUUAUUGUUUGAUUUUGCUCAACGCUUGCCUGACAUUUCAUUCUGUGUACAUAUUUUUAUCCUUCCCGGGUGAUUUUUGAAUCUUCCGAGUCUUAUUCUUGGAUAAGUGAUCGGGGGGAAAAAAACAAAUCUAAUUUGCUGCUUUAGUUAAAAGAAGGUACUUUUUGUUGUCGAAUUGACCAGGCAUUGAAAUGGUCUCAACUGGGGACCCAUAUUUUCCAGUAGAUCACUUUUAAUUAAGUUUAUUAAAAAAAAAUCACAUAUGAAUAACAAUAACAUUGUACUUCCAAAGAUUUAACUGAGAUUUUUUGUUGUUAUAUUUGUCCAAAUAUUAUAUAUAAAUGAACAAGAAACUGAUGAAACAAAGUGGUCUAAUCAUUUUUGUAGUCUGUGAUCCACCAGUUGAGAAACUGCAAUAGCCUAACCUCGUGCAUAUACGUGUUAUUUUUCAUUGCACAGUAACAAUAUGCCAACUAAUCAUUUUUUAUUGUUUUUAAAUGCAUUAAAAUGGAAACAUAGUGAAAAGUAUAUCUGACAUUUUAAAAAAAGAUUCUUCGUAAAAAACUAAAAUUGCUCUUUGUCCCAAGUGAUGUGAUGGAUAUUGAUGUUCUAAUGUGAGCAAGCUAAGGUCUGAUUCCAGAAGUUAAUCUAAACACACGGGGGUGUUGCUCGCCACCAGACUAUAGAAUAAUCUCUGUAUACAAAAAAAUGUCAAUAUAACAUAGUCGCUGCAGCGUUUUUUGGUUGUUCAUUUUGAAGCUGCUAAUGAUUGAAUCCAACGUAACCAUGCGGCGAAGUUCACUUUUUGUUUUUUUUUGUACUUCAAU
Doryrhamphus excisus (bluestripe pipefish) is the source of this 2573-nucleotide messenger RNA. RefSeq names its product acetylcholine receptor subunit alpha-like. Gene Ontology annotation, molecular function: acetylcholine-gated monoatomic cation-selective channel activity; transmembrane signaling receptor activity. NCBI's taxonomy places the organism in Eukaryota, Metazoa, Chordata, Actinopteri, Syngnathiformes, Syngnathidae. The record is from RefSeq and is a predicted model, not a curated record. Gene Ontology annotation, cellular component: postsynaptic membrane. Gene Ontology annotation, biological process: monoatomic ion transmembrane transport.